This is a messenger RNA of Drosophila willistoni, 881 nucleotides long. RefSeq lists its product as uncharacterized. The transcript is spliced from 6 exons. The record is from RefSeq and is a predicted model, not a curated record. Bases 387 to 806 code for a protein of 139 amino acids. NCBI's taxonomy places the organism in Eukaryota, Metazoa, Arthropoda, Insecta, Diptera, Drosophilidae.
UUUUCUGGCAGAUUCUAAGCGGAAUUGAAGCGUACCAUGAUAUCAAAGAAUUGAGAUUACCAGAUUUACAAUCUGCUGCAAUCAUUAUAAUUUCUCUUAUCUUAACAUUAUGCAUAAUGAUCAUCUCGAUUUGGGGUAUAUUACUGGUGAAAACGGAAAACAUAUUCAAAUUGCAAAUAUUAUUCUUUAGCCUUUUUGGAUUUAUUAUAUCCAAGUGCAUUUUAUGGAUAAUAGCAACUGAAUCAGAUAUAAGAUAUUUAACAAAUAUAUGGUUUAAAUUCACCGUACUUAAUGCUGUCGUCAGUAUGAUAAUAGUCAGUCUCCUGAUCCUAUCACGUAUGCUCAAUUGAAUGUGAAAUCUGUCAUUGAUAUAAAAAUACUCAACCAUGUGCAUAUGUCCGAGAGUUGCUUUGAAAUUGGUAUCAUUACUUUUGAUGCUCAUCCUUAUGAUAUUCUGUGCUACCGAUAUGGCCAUUUCAUAUGAAAAUAUCGAGAAAUCUGAAUCCAAAGUUACACUUUUGCUCAUCCUAUCCAUAUCGGUGAGUUUAUUUCUUUCGGUUGCUCUUCUGUUUGGUUUCUAUGCCGGGUUUCGGAAUAAAUAUGUAUUAUUGCAAGUGUUAGUUUUCGUUUUGGUUGCCUUCUCCCUGAGCAAAUUGAUAUUGUGGAUUAUCGCUGGUAAUUUAGUUCAGCAAUUGAAUGCCACUGGAUUAGUUAUACAUAUGUGGUUUCAACUUUCCAUAGUUACAUCGAUGGUGCUUAUAGUUUUUGUUACAUUAUAUUGCCUAAGACUUCAAGAUGAUGUGUAAAGAACUAUCGCAGAAGUAAAUAUUGUGUUAAACACUUUUAAAAUAUUGCAAACAUGGUUUCUAGUAAUUCAGCAA